GGGCCUCGUUACGCGUGCGGAAGGCCUUGCCGCUGCGCGGUGAGUUCGCGCAUGCUCUGUAUGUUCCACAGUAUGAGGGCGGCGUCUGGGGUGUGCCGGCUGGGUCCUUGGGAGCGCAGGCCAGGCGUAGCAGAGACAGAAGAUACCUGCUUCUCCGUUCCAGGCCCCUCUAUCCUCAAACAUGGCGGGUGGCAUUACCGACACAGGGGAGCUGUACUCUCCUUACGUCGGCCUGGUUUACAUGUUCAACCUUAUCGUUGGUACGGGAGCCCUAACCAUGCCGAAGGCCUUUGCCACCGCUGGCUGGCUCGUCAGCCUCAUUCUCAUAAUGUUCCUGGGCUUCAUGAGUUACAUGACUACAACAUUUGUGAUGGAAGCCAUGGCCGCUGCUAACGCCCAGCUGCGUUGGAAGAGAAUGGAAAAGCACAAGGAAGACGACGAUGAAGAUUCUUCUUCUGGGGUCUCUGAUAGUGAUGUUCUCCUCCCAGAUGGCUAUGCACGAUCAGAGACGCGGCCUAUCCUGUCAGUUCAGAGACGUGGCUCACCCAGUAUCUUUGAAAUCACUGAGAGGGUGGAAAUGGGUCAGAUGGCCUCUAUGUUCUUCAAUAAAGUGGGGAUCAACUUGUUUUACUUCUGUAUAAUCAUCUACCUCUAUGGGGACCUAGCGAUCUACGCAGCUGCUGUGCCAGUCUCGCUCAUGCAGGUGACCUGCAGCGUAACUGGCAAUCACUCCUGCAGUGUUGAAGAUGUCACAAAGUAUAACGAUACAGACAAGUGCUGGGGGCCAAUCAGGCGGAUUGAUGCUUACAGACUCUAUCUGGCAGCAUUUACUCUACUACUGGGUCCUUUCACCUUUUUUAAUGUCCAGAAGACCAAGUAUCUGCAGAUCAUGACAUCCCUGAUGAGAUGGAUAGCUUUUGUCGUCAUGAUUAUUUUGGCCCUCAUCCGCAUCGGCAAGGGUGAAGGGGAAGGUCACCCGCCUCUGGCGCAGCUCUCGGGGAUCCCCAACCUCUUUGGGGUGUGUGUCUACUCCUUCAUGUGCCAGCACUCACUGCCGUCCCUCAUCACUCCAAUCUCCAAGAAGCAGCAUGUAAACAAGCUGGUGCUGCUGGAUUACAUCUUAAUACUGGGUUUCUACAGCCUCCUGUCCUUCACGGCCAUCUACUGCUUCCGCAAUGAGAUCCUCAUGGACAUGUACACACUCAAUUUCACCAACCCUAACAUCACCAACAUCGCCUUCAUUCGUUACUUCCUGGGCCUCUUUCCUGUUUUCACUAUCAGCACUAACUUCCCGAUCAUCGCUGUGACCCUGCGGAACAACUGGAAGACCCUUUUCCACCGGGAAGGUGGGACGUACCCAUGGGUGGUGGAUAGGAUUGUCUUUCCAGCAAUCACUCUGAUUCCCCCUGUGCUGGUGGCUGUCUGCACACAUGAUUUGGAGUCCUUGGUGGGCAUCACGGGAGCCUAUGCUGGCAAUGGGAUCCAGUACAUCAUCCCAGCUUUCUUGGCCUACUGUAGUCGGAAGGACACUCAGCUGAUCUUCGGCAGUGGCACAGUCAAUAACCAUCUAUCCCCUUUCCGGCACAUCUUCUGGAUCUGGUUUGUGCUGCUCUGGAGUCUUUUCUGCUUUGUGUUUGUAACUGCAAAUAUCAUCCUGAGUGAGACAAAACUCUGAUGAUGGGGCAGCAGCACUCUUCAUCCAGGGCUCUGGAGGAGAUUCCAGGAUUUCAACUCCUGUUUCAGACUCAGUUAACAAAAACCCAACAACCUGCUCUUUGCAAGCAAUCAGCUUGUUGAUGCAGGUUUGAUCUGGACAUUAGGACUUUUUAUCCUCUCUUCCCCUUGGGUGCUGAUGUAACUUGCUCAACCUCCUUUUGGUUCUGGUUCUCAAACUGAACAUGCGAAGCCAGGGUUGGGAGCUCUCAGACCGUUUCUGCCUUGAGUUGGGGAAGUUCCAUUACAGAGCAUCUUCCUCUCUGUCCAGGAGCAGCCUCCUUAUGGUGCUGCAGGUUUCGGCACAUGGAAGGCUGUCUGGCCUGCAUCCGCUCCCCAUGAGAGCUGGACAAAUAUCUCUGCCAGAAACAGGGAACUGUUAUAGCUGCUGACACAAUCCAACAGCAGUUCUCUGGAGGGAUCCACUUACCCCUCACCAAGGAAGUAGCAGACUUUUUUGGUUCGUUAAAGAAUUUCGGGUACACGGUGAGGGAGCCGGUUAACUAGGGAUGACAACUGGUGGCAUGUCUGGAGGAUGGGUCAGGAGACGGUAGAAAUCAAUGGGCUUCUGUGUGGUUACUAUGACUGGUCCUGUUACAAAUCUUUCUCACGGUUUCUCCAUUUCUGUUACUACCUUUUCAGAAAACAUUGGCCUUUGUUUUAUUUGCUGUGUGGUCCGUGGGGUAGAACGUGUGGACUCAAUAGGUCUGGAUUAGCUCAUUUGCCUGUUUGAUAAGAUUACACCAACCCUUGGUCCUGGAGUUCUGCUCCAGCCACUUUUUCUGGUUGCCUUAACUCUCCCUCCCAAGGCAAACCCAUUCUGCGAGGCUCUGGAUCCCAGUCGCUUCCUCACUUUGUUAGCUCUUUGGUGCUGCUAAGUGGCCUCAGCUGUCAGAACAGAUCUCACAAGUGCUGGAGCAGCAGGGCAGACUAUGGCCACAGCAGUCAGGAUCUGUGUGGCCUUGGGAGGUGCUAAUUACCUGUCGGUGACAUGCAUUAGACCCUCGAGCACUUGCUGGGCGUACUGACAUUUCCAGGCUCUUGCUCUGGGUAAUUAGCCUUGAAACAAGCUGGGUGUUAACUCAGGGGAGAAUGUAGUGCCAGCUGGAGAAUUCAGCACUGCCCCACUCACUGUGCCGUCUCACUUCAGAAAUGGAGCUCAGAAGUAUAAGCAGAGAGAGGGAAAAACAUGGAAGAUGCUCUGGAAAUAGUCCAUAAUGCUAUUAUCCUGCUUCUAACUUCUCCCUCUGCCUAGGGUUAAGAAUUUUUCUUGCAUCUGUUCGAGACAGAGUUUAAGAAUCAUCCACCCUCCAAAAAUUCGGCUUAGCACACCAUACCCCAGCUUACAGGCAGAGACACUUCUCUUCUUGCAUGAGAACUGUCUUGUGUAUUGGACACCGACAGGCUUUGAUUCAGUCUGUGCUGUUGGGGCUGCUAACUCUCUUACUGCAAAGUGACACGUUUAUUACUCUAGCAAUCUGAGGGCCCAGGGUCAAAGGUCAUAAAAUAAAGGCUUUAAUAACAGGAGGCAGAACUUUUACUGUUAAACUUUUUACCUUAAAUAUUUUAAGACAUUCCCCCCCCUGUGAUUAAGCCAGGUUCAAAGACAGCUGCCAGUCUCUUGCUCCCAGUGCUACUGCUAUAUUAAAUGUCACUUUUCACCAACGUUGAGCUUGGGCAAACCGUCUUCUUUUUUUAAUCAAGCUUUCUUUUUAAUACAAGCUUCAGGUUUCUACGUGACAUGAAGCACUUCCUGCCAUGGAAACAUUCAGGUGGUAGGGGCUGUGCAAAAGCAGCUUUCUUCAAAAAGCUUGGGGGGGGAGGAACCUCUCACCCCCCUUAAGCGACGUGAAGAUGUCCUUGAAUGUUGCAUAAACAUAGGAUGUGCCAGUUGGGUGGAGGGGAGUCGGUUCCAGCAUAAUAAACCUGACAUCCCCUCUCCUCCCGAUCAUAAACAGGAUUUGGCAGCCCUUGCUGGUGCAUCACUCAGCUUACCUACACGGCCCUAAGUGCUACAAGGAAGCUGAUUUGUCUCUUUUGGUGCCAGGUUACCGAGUGGGCUGUGUGAGUGAAUUGCUAAGCCCGACACUCUGUUCUGGGUUAGGGAGAACAAAAGCACAGAUGCAGUUUGGAGGGCAAAUCCAUAGUACAGCUGAGCUCGGAGCCACCUGCCGGGACUAGUGCAGGAGUUUGCACCUGCUUCCUUCUGUUGCUCAUUCUCAGGGCUGUUAUGUCUGACAGCCAGGAAUGGGAGAGAUCAUAGAUGCCGUGGCAGGGCACACUGGGCCCGUCUGUUCUUGUACAGCACAGGGGCAGGCACUGGUAGGAAUAGCUUUGCACAUUUGCAGCAAAGAAAUGAGCCUGUGAAGGACCUUAGAAUGGAUGGAAAUGCUACGUGGCACAAGGCUCCUUUUGGUAACAGGCUUCGAGGGUCUUUCUAGCCGUUUCAAUCCCUCAAAGCAGUGAGCUGAUUUUUCUCACCUUGUGUCCCACUGACAGCACCAAACCAGAUCACGUCCCCAAGUGCCCAGAAGCUAACAGGCAACUUUAAUCAGCCGUUUAUUCCUUCUCUGCUCCAGGGCUGCCAAAUGCUCAAAGACCCUGCUGUCCUUUUCCCUCGCCCACCCUUGGCCUGUCCAGGUCAGGGAGCAGAGUUGCUAGAAGACCUCGGCUCUGAGAAUGAGCCAGUCUCCACCUUGGUACAGCUGCGAACGUCAAGCUCCGUAUACAGUAGUGUGCAGAAACUGCUGGCCCAGAGCCUGAGAACUGGGCCUGAGGCAGCAUAGCUUGGUUCAUGAGCUCAUGGCAAGCGCAGUGACCCUCCCACCACCACCACCAGCCCAAAAAGGUCUGACAACGGUGUUUGUCAAAGCACAAAACCAUGGUACUGCCUCCCUUUUCCCCACUAACCCCUCCUUGCAUGGGCACCUAAGAUUCCACAGCUCUCUGCCUUCUGACAGGCAGAAUUGGUUUUAAUGGACUUCAGUUACAAUGUGCCUUUUCUCCUCUGGCUUAGAUUAACUCCCCUCCUGAGAAGCUUCCUUUGGAACGUUGAGCAAGGGUGGUUUCCGUGGGGCCCCUGUGUAAACUGUGAACCGCUGUGAUCUGAGAUGUAGCUAAGCAGCGGGGGAUGUCUGGCUCAUUGUAGAAUGGGUGUCUUGCCUGGCGUCCCACCAGGGAACACUCUCCUCCCUACGCAUGAAAAGCAACAUCGGAGAGACUUUCCAGACACCUGCUGUCCUCGCUUGGUGAAAGAAUCAACCCUCCUAAUGGGAGGAACUCCACCGUGAGGAAGGGAGGCAGAACAUUUUUCAUUUAAAAUGUGAAACAAGAAAUGCCUCAAAAAGUUGAAGGAAAACGGGAAGUUGGAUGGAUCAAGCCAGAGCAAAUAUCUCCACUAGGUCCUUGCCCGCCUCAUUAGAUGCAGAGCCGGCAGGGGGUCCAGUUGCUGUACUGGCUUGGUGUGGCAUGAUAACUCGUCUGCUGUCUGGUUUAAGAAUAAGGUUUUUAAAUGGCUAUUAUGACAGUGGGUUAUUUGGAUCCUCACCGCGCCGUACUCAGCUUGUCCCAGUGUGUAAUUAUUUCUCCAAAAAGCAUACAAAUAAAACACACAUUCUGCAUA
Messenger RNA from Mauremys reevesii (Reeves's turtle), 5335 nucleotides. It is a transcript of the gene SLC38A12, whose product is annotated as transmembrane protein 104. Lineage: Eukaryota; Metazoa; Chordata; Testudines; Geoemydidae. Bases 182 to 1675 code for a protein of 497 amino acids. The record is from RefSeq and is a predicted model, not a curated record. The transcript has 10 exons.